AUGUCUUCAUCGCAAGAAGAGCACUGGCUGGAUCAAUACGGCAACCAGGACAUCUAUCAGUGGCGAAGUCGCGAGAUCGGCAACAGAACGACAUACUACCGCCCACUCGGACUGGUGGAAUUCUCUUUCGAUGCCGACGGUCGAUACUACGAAGGCCGAGCGGACAUGAACGCGCAACUGGACCUCGAGGUCAAAUGUACGCUGUCGAAGGAGGAUUUUCGAGAACGAGUGCUCUUCGCCUGGACCUGUCUCCGAUGCAAACAUCUCCUCUUGCAGUCCAAGGCGGUGCCGACCAAGCGGUUCUACGAGCGUGAAAACGUCGCUUCAUCAAACAUCUGUUUUGCAGUCGACCCAGGGCGAACGGUAACGCAGGCGAUUGAGGAUGCGGGCCAGCAUCUAGUUUUUCUGAACGACCACUUCGACCACGUAGACCCGUUCGACUUCUGGGUCCACUGCCAGAAUACAAAAAGGAUACUCGACCCCGAGAAAGCGUUGGCUCGCUUCUACGUUUUCCCUCUCGAGCCGCUGCCCAAUGGACGACAUGUGCUGCGCUUCCUCAAAGUCGGAGCGCACCAGAUUGAAGACGGCUUGACCACGUACAACUGGAUGACAAGUUUCAUUGACUUCCUCAAUCAGCCCGUGACGGAGCUGCGACAGCGAUUACGCGAGCUUCUCCUUCCCGAGGACUUGUACAGACGGCUACCGCCGCCACAAGAAUCGCAGUACCCUGCCGUUCGGGGCAACAGAGCUCGACAGCGAUGGUUUUGGCUCCUCACUCGCAUCCUCCGACAUGUGCGCAAGCCUCUCCCGGCGGGAUUCGACAAUCCUCUCCGAAAAGACAAGCCACGUUCUGAAGCCGUUGUUUUCCCGUGGACUUAUCACCCGAUUCUCGAUUACAGCAGUCCACCAAUGCUCAACUCCAUCUCCCUGUUCGCCGGGAUUCCACUGAAAGGCACACAAAGACUGCACCGAAUCUGCCGUUCGGCCAAAGCGAGCAUUGGGGCGGGAUGCUUUGCGUUGGCCGCGCUGAUUAUGCAGGAGAUGUACGAGGAGCGCGAGCCACAUGUGCCUUUGCAUGAACGCAAGCCGUUCAUCAGUGGCUUCCCUCUCAAUCCGCGAGCAUUCUUUAACCACAACGUCCCUCCGGACAGUCUGAUGUUGGCUUUCAGCGACGGCAUCUCGCUUCCUUUCCUGCCUUCACACCUUGACGUCGAGGGGAGACUACGAAUACUAGCCCGGCAGGCCCACCGGCAACUCUCCACAUACCAGAAGCGGCCGAACCCCAACGCAGACGAGGCGAGUCUGCAAUACAUGGGCGCCAGAGGGACUGGUCGGAUGCUGCCCAUCCUGUACGUGUCAGCCAUAGCUCGGGCAGACACGAAUCUGCCCGAGCAACAUCGCAGAGGAGUUGACCCACAAGGCGCCUUUCCCAUGAGACCGAACGCGACCAUGCAAACGUGCGGGGUGUCGUCUGUGGGACGACGAGAGAAUCUCAUCCAGCGAGACAGGUAUGAUUUGGAGGAUGAUGGAAAGCCAUUCGUAGCGGAUUAUCGCAACAUCUAUGCCUCCGUACGGCCGCGUGAGGAUGAGUUCCUGGUGGGAGUCGGCGGCGAUUAUGAUGGAAUCUGGGUAAAUUGCUCCAUAGACGGGAACUCGAUGGAUCCUCGUCGGGUGGAGCAGUGGAAGACCAGGUUCGAGACGAUGCUUGAUGGAGGGGAGGUUGGUGGCGGCUCUUCGAAGCUUUGA
Neohortaea acidophila is the source of this 1746-nucleotide messenger RNA. RefSeq lists its product as uncharacterized. The transcript has a single exon. Bases 1 to 1746 code for a protein of 581 amino acids. The record is from RefSeq and is a predicted model, not a curated record. Lineage: Eukaryota; Fungi; Ascomycota; Dothideomycetes; Mycosphaerellales; Teratosphaeriaceae.